Molecule: messenger RNA, 2993 nt
Organism: Cyprinodon variegatus (sheepshead minnow)
Lineage: Eukaryota; Metazoa; Chordata; Actinopteri; Cyprinodontiformes; Cyprinodontidae
Gene: pls3
Product: plastin-3-like
Exons: 16
Coding region: 179-2047 (622 amino acids)
Biological process (GO): actin filament network formation; actin filament bundle assembly
Cellular component (GO): cytoplasm; actin filament bundle; actin filament
Molecular function (GO): actin filament binding; calcium ion binding
Source: RefSeq, a predicted model, not a curated record
AUCGGCCUUCCAUACCAUGUGCAAUGAGGUCAUGAUCAGGGCGGUGACAUUUUUCUGUGUCUACUUUUGUCUCUACGUGGAGGAGGCUGCACCGCAAACUGAACGCUGUCCGGAGCUUCAGGAGCACCCAUACCUCGCACCUUCCUCUGGCUGACCACCCCUGGUCAAUCACAGAAACAUGUCUGGCAAAAUAACAAAAGAGGAGGAGGAGGAGAUGAGGGAGGUCUUUGCAAAAAUCGAUCUGGAUCACAAUGGAUUCAUUUCCGAUUAUGAGCUCGGUGAGCUUCUUAAAGAGGCCGGCCACGCCCAGCCAGGAUACAUGAUCCGAGAGAUUCUGCAGAAACUGGACCGCGACAGGGACAACAGCAUCAGCUUCACAGAGUUUUUGUCUAUCGUUAAGGAGCUGAAGGGAAGUCAAGUGGCCAAAACCUUCCGCAAAGCCAUCAACAGAAAAGAGGGCAUCCUGGCCAUCGGGGGGACGUCGGAGCUGUCCAGUGAAGGCACACAGCACUCAUACUCUGAGGAGGAGCGAUACGCGUUUGUUAACUGGAUCAACACAGCUCUGGAAAAGGAUCCCGACUGCCAGCAUGUCCUGCCCAUGGAUCCAAACACAGACUCCCUGUUUGCCACUGUGGGAGACGGAAUCGUACUCUGCAAAAUGAUCAACCUGUCAGUGCCGGACACCAUCGAUGAGCGAACCAUCAACAAGAAGAAGCUGACACCGUUCACCACCCAGGAAAACCUGAACCUGGCUCUGAACUCGGCGUCCGCCAUCGGCUGCCACGUGGUUAACAUCGGCGCUUUGGACCUGAAGGAGGGGAAGCCCCAUCUGGUGCUGGGGCUCCUGUGGCAGAUCAUCAAGAUCGGUCUGUUCGCUGACAUCGAGCUCAGCAGAAACGAAGCGCUGGCAGCCCUGCUGAGAGACGGGGAAACCCUGGAGGACCUGAUGAAGCUGUCACCAGAGGAGCUCCUGCUGCGCUGGGCAAACUUUCACCUGGAAAACGCCGGCUGGCAAAAGAUCAACAACUUCAGCUCUGACAUCAAGGACUCCAGGGCUUAUUUCCACCUACUGAAUCAAAUCUCCCCCAAAGGCACAGAGGAGGAUCAGCCUCGCAUCGACAUCAACAUGGCCGGCUUCAGCGAGAGAGACGACCUGAAACGGGCGGAGGCGAUGCUGCAGCAGGCCGACCGGCUCGGCUGUCGACAGUUUGUCACCCCGACUGACGUGGUGAGUGGGAACCCCAAACUCAACCUGGCCUUUGUGGCCAAUCUGUUCAACAAGUAUCCAGCGCUGACUAAACCGGAGAACGAGGACAUCGACUGGGGGCUCCUGGAGGGCGAGACCAGAGAAGAGAGAACGUUCAGGAACUGGAUGAACUCCCUUGGUGUGAACCCCACGGUGAACCAUCUCUAUGUAGAUCUGCAGGAUGCUAUGGUCAUCCUUCAGCUCUAUGAGAGAAUCAAAGUGGAGGUCGACUGGAACAACAAGGUCAACAAGCCUCCUUAUCCCAAACUGGGAACCAAUAUGAAGAAGCUGGAGAACUGUAACUACGCGGUGGAGCUGGGCAAGUCAGCCAAGUUUUCCCUCGUGGGCAUCGGUGGGCAGGACCUGAACGAUGGCAACGCUACCCUGACUCUGGCUCUGGUGUGGCAGCUCAUGAGGAGAUACACGUUGAACGUUCUGGAGGAGCUGGGUGAUGGAGAGAAAGUCAAUGACGACAUCAUUGUAAAAUGGGUGAACCAAACUUUGGCAGAGGCUGGAAAAUCUACCAAGAUCUCAAGUUUUAAGGAUAAGGAGAUCAGCAGCAGCCUGGCGGUGUUGGAGCUCAUCGACGCCAUUCAGCCGGGGAGCGUCAGCUUUGAGCUGGUUAAAACCGGCCGCCUCUCUGAAGACGACAAACUGGAGAACGCCAAAUACGCCAUCUCAAUGGCGAGGAAGAUUGGCGCGCGCGUCUACGCAUUGCCAGAGGACCUGGUGGAGGUCAAACCUAAAAUGGUGAUGACGGUCUUCGCCUGCUUGAUGGGCAGAGGGAUGAAGCGCGCCUAAAGGCCGCCGCUGGGAUCACAGUGACACUUCUACUCCACCCCCUCCUGAAAGCAAUUAGCAUCUGAGAGAGCUCUCCUCUGGCGAAGAAAUGAAGAUUGGUUUUUGUUUUUGCCUUAAAAUGAGUCAGAAUCAUCCAGCUGCAUGCCCCCUCCCCUUCCCCCCUGCCUCUCCUCAUAAACGGAGGCGUUUCCUGAAGGAUCCUGUAUUGAAGGUGAGGCUCCGGUGGCGGCGCUUAUCAACCUGUUACUUAUCAGACUGCUGUUUUUAUUUUUUUUGGGCUUUUGUUUUUUCCAAUACAAGUAUGCAUAAUAUACCAGCUGCAAGGUUGUUUACAUAUUUCUACUCUGACUGGUGAGUAAAUGAUCUCCUGGGCACGGCGACAGACAUUCCUGAGUGCCGUACCAUUGAAAAUAUGCAUCAGAAGGCCAAAAAAAAAUCAGCUGGAAGUUGAAAGGAUUUCAAGUUUGGGUGCGUCCUCCCAAUUAACGCAGUGCCAGCAUGUCUCAGUAGGUGGCGCUGUGGACGUCUGCGUAUCAGAAACCACGAGGUCGCUCCUUGGUGCUGAUCGGUGGGAUUUGCUAACUGUAGCCCUGUACUUGUAAUUUGUUUGUUUUUUCCUGGGAUUAUGAUAAAGCUGUAAAUGCUGUCUUGAAGGGUGUCUGCUUUGUUGUUGGGAUAUAUUUUUUUAAAUGAAUUCUGUCUGUUAGAUGAGGAGCGAUCCAUCGCGACUCUGCUGCCUUCAUGCUGUGCCUUUAACUAUCAGACUGUUUUGUAUUCAUGCUUCGUGGUUUCCUGCUCAUAUUUGACUCUACCAAAAACUCUAACUUCAUUCCAGGGAGCUCAGUGAUGCGCUGAGACCAUGACCAAAUUGGAUUUUGUUUUCUGAUCAUGUCUGUUCUCCAAAAUAAGUACUUUACAUGUAACAAUAAAUAUCACUUUGAAAACA